Molecule: messenger RNA, 2091 nt
Organism: Cucumis melo (muskmelon)
Lineage: Eukaryota; Viridiplantae; Streptophyta; Magnoliopsida; Cucurbitales; Cucurbitaceae
Product: 60S ribosomal protein L3-2
Exons: 6
Coding region: 784-1950 (388 amino acids)
Biological process (GO): ribosomal large subunit assembly; translation
Cellular component (GO): ribosome; cytosolic large ribosomal subunit
Molecular function (GO): structural constituent of ribosome; RNA binding
Source: RefSeq, a predicted model, not a curated record
UCCGCCACUUCAAUUGAGGUUUCCUGUGUCAGGUAUACUUGUUUCAAUGAGUAUGGUGGCCUCUUUGUUUAUUUUACAUCGUUCGAUAAACUUCUUCCUGCAGGAUCGUUCAUCUUCUUUUGCUUGAUACGAGCUGGUUAUGUAUUCUAUUUUUUUUUUAUUACGACGCUUAUACAUCUGGAUGGUUGGAUGUUCAUGUUUAUCCAUUAAAUUUGCUGGGGUUUUGGUUUUACUAAUUUGCUGACGGUUGUUGUUCCAUCAUGUUUUUCUGGUCUAAUUCCAAUAUUCCAAAUGAUAGUCAAAAUGGUUACCCCCAUAAGAAAGUAUUAAUAAUCAGGGCUGGAGUCUAGAACGGGCUCUUUCACCAAUGCCUAUUUUUGGGUUUUUGGAAUGGAACACAAGGGAGCCUGAGUUUUGGCAUUAUCUAGUGCCAUAGGCCACUGGUCGGGGGUCAUUUUGUAGUCUGCUGGAUUUUGGAACAUGGAACUUGGAAAAACUUGAACCUGGAACCUGUUUUCUUCUGAUAAUCUUUCCAAAUCUUAGUCACAUUCGUUUUUAUUUAAAAGAUUUUAGAAUUUUGUUUUAGAAUUUCUUCUUCUCUUGAUCUGACACAUUCAAUUGAUUUUAUAUUAUACGAAGAAACUUAUAUUUGCAUAUCAUUUUGAAAACUAUUUCUGUAGUUCUUUGACCAUCUGUUUCAUUAUAGGCAACGGAAAUUCGGUUGAUGUGAAACUACUAUGUCUUCGUUUAUUCUUCCUGCCAUGGUUUUCUUUUGAAGGCAACAUGUCUCAUCGCAAGUUUGAGCACCCAAGACAUGGCUCUUUAGGGUUUCUUCCAAGGAAGAGAGCUUCUCGGCAUAGAGGAAAAGUGAAGGCGUUCCCUAGAGAUGAUCCAUCAAAGCCUUGUAGGUUGACUGCUUUCCUUGGAUACAAGGCUGGGAUGACCCAUAUAGUCAGAGAAGUCGAAAAGCCUGGUUCAAAGCUACACAAGAAAGAAACAUGUGAAGCUGUGACAAUCAUAGAAGCGCCCCCCAUGGUUGUUGUUGGGGUUGUUGGCUAUAUCAAAACGCCCCGAGGUUUGCGUUCAUUUAAAACUGUGUGGGCCCAGCACUUGAGCGAGGAGGUAAAGCGGCGAUUUUACAAGAACUGGUGCAUGUCAAAGAAAAAGGCUUUCACGAAGUACUCGAAGAAGUACGAGACUGAAGAUGGUAAGAAAGAUAUUCAGUCGCAGUUGGAAAGUUUGAGGAAACACAGCACUGUAAUUCGUGUUCUUGCCCAUUCACAGAUAAGGAAGAUGCAAGGAUUAAAGCAAAAGAAAGCUCACUUAAUGGAAAUUCAAGUGAAUGGCGGAGAUGUUCCUAAGAAGGUUGAUUAUGCAUAUAGUUUGUUUGAGAAGCAGAUCCCUGUUGAUGCCAUUUUCCAAAAGGAUGAGAUGAUUGAUAUCAUUGGAGUAACGAAGGGCAAAGGCUACGAAGGUGUGGUGACCCGUUGGGGUGUCACUCGCCUGCCCCGUAAGACUCAUCGUGGCCUUCGGAAGGUAGCCUGUAUUGGUGCUUGGCAUCCAGCUAGAGUGUCGUUCACAGUUGCCAGGGCAGGACAGAAUGGUUAUCAUCACCGCACAGAAAUGAAUAAAAAAGUUUAUAAGAUUGGGAAGACUGGUCAAGAUUCUCACUCCGCCAUGACUGAAUUUGAUAGGACCGAGAAGGAUAUAACUCCAAUUGGUGGAUUCCCUCACUAUGGUAUCGUCAAAGAGGAUUACCUGAUGAUCAAGGGCUGUUGUGCGGGUCCAAAAAAGCGUGUGGUCACAUUGAGGCAGUCACUGAUCAAGCAAACAUCUAGAGUUGCUAUUGAGGAAAUCAAACUGAAGUUCAUAGAUACAUCUUCCAAGUUCGGCCACGGACGGUUCCAGACAACACAGGAGAAGGCUAAGUUUUAUGGACGAGUCAAAUAGGUUUUAUGGACCACUUUUUUCAUUGGGUUUCUUCAUUUUUGGUCGUUUUCAGAUUUGGUUGAUGUUGUGACGAAUAUUCUUCUCUCAUGUUCGAACAUUUGAUUGUUCUUUUCAAUGAAAAUAUCCCAUAGUUUAUCAGCA